This is a messenger RNA of Staurois parvus, 942 nucleotides long. Lineage: Eukaryota; Metazoa; Chordata; Amphibia; Anura; Ranidae. The record is from the annotation of a GenBank genome assembly.
CGUUCUAUACUUUAUAAAAUCCUUAAGGAAGAGCAGAAUAAAGUCUCAUCAAAUCUGCAGGAAUGUCUCAAGCAGAGCUCAGAAGAUGUGCAGCUUUCAGUUACUCACAUCAAACAGAUUAUCAGUAUUCUGAGAGACUUCAUCCGCUCCCCAGAGCACAGGGUCAUGGCCUCCACAAUCUCCAAACUAAAAGUGGACUUGGACUUUGACAGCACAUCUAUAAAUCAAAUCCAGCUGGUCUUGUUUGGGUUUCAAGAUGCAGUCAACAAAGUCUUAAGGAAUCACUUAAUCCGGCCACACUGGAUGUUUGCUAUGGACAAUAUCAUUCGGCGAGCGGUGCAGGCAGCUGUCACUAUUCUCAUUCCUGAGCUCAGAACACAUUUGGGGCCAGCGUCAGAGAGUGAAGGAGUGGACAAAGAAGUUGAAGAUGAAGAUUACCAACCAGUACAACAGCACAACUCAGAGGAGGUUGUCCAUACAUCAGGGGUCAGCACCAUGAGCUCCCUGGUUUCACAUGACACCCAAAGCCAGCAGUUAAACCUACAGCUUGGAAGACUCAGACAAGAGACCAAUAGGUUAUUAGAAGACCUGGUACAGAAAGAACGGGAAUACCAGUUUUUGUUAAAACAGUGUUUGGAACAGAGAAGUCAUGACUUGCAUUUACUUCAGAUAAAAUCAAGCAUGGAUAACCCAAGAUCUGCGUCUUAUGUGUCAAUUGGCAUUAACAGAGACCAAGAGUUGGUGGAAUGGCUGAGGCAGCAGGGUACAGCAGAGGAUGUGAUUGAACAAUUUAUUGAAGAAGGCUACACGCUUUAUGAUGUUCUGCAUGAAGUCACCAAAGAAGACCUGAAAAACCUUAGACUCAGGGGUGGACCGUUGUGCCGGUUAUGGAAAGCUAUCUCCAAGUACAGAAAGCCGAAUAAAAUUGAAGUCAAUUAUUAG